CGACGUUUUCUCUCUCGCCGGUUUGAAGAUGAAGGUGAAGGUGAUAUCUCGAUCCACAGAUGAGUGUACUAAAGAACGAAGCCAGGACCUCCAGAGGGUGUUCCACAAUUACGACCCUGCCCUCCGGACCCAGGAGAAGGCCGUGGAGUAUGUCCGCGCUCUAAACGCCGCCAAAUUAGACAAGAUUUUUGCAAGGCCGUUUGUGGGAGCAAUGGAUGGGCAUGUAGAUGCUAUAUCGUGUAUGGCCAAAAACAUGAACCAUUUGGUUGGCAUCUUCUCCGGUUCCAUGGACGGAGAGAUUCGGCUUUGGGAUAUAGCUUCCAGGCGCACAGUUCAGCGGUUUCCUGGCCACCAAGGUGCUGUGCGAGGUUUAGCAGUAUCUACAGAUGGGCGUGUACUUGUUUCUUGUGGAACUGAUUGCACUGUCAGGCUAUGGGCUGUACCUGUUUCCACUGCUAUGGAGGCAGAUGCCUCUACUGAUAAUUCUGUUGAGCCGGUGGAAACUUAUGUUUGGAAGAAUGCAUUUCGGUCUGUUGAUCACCAAUGGAAUUUUGAUCGUUUUGCCACAGGUGGAGCUGGUGUAGACAUAUGGAACCACAACAGGUCUGCACCAGAACAGAGUUUACAAUGGGGAACAGACACAGUUAUAUCUGUCCGGUUUAAUCCUGGAGAGCCUGAUAUUUUGGCAACAUCUGCAAGUGAUCGCAGCAUAGCACUAUAUGACAUACGCAUGGGGAAAGCAACAUCAAAGAUUAUCAUGCCGACAAAAACAAAUUCCAUUUGUUGGAAUCCAAUGGAGCCAAUCAACUUCACUGCUGCAAAUGAGGACUGCAACUGCUAUAGCUUUGAUUCUAGAAAGCUUGAUGCAGCAACUUGUGUGCACAAAGAUCAUGUCUCUGCUGUGAUGGAUAUAGAUUAUUCACCAACUGGUCGAGAAUUUGUAACUGGGUCUUAUGAUAGAACAGUGAGAAUUUUCCAAUAUAAUGGCGGUCACAGCAGGGAGAUCUACCAUACAAAGAGAAUGCAAAGGGUUUUCUGUGUCAAGUUCAGCUGUGAUGCUAGUUAUGUGAUUUCUGGAAGUGAUGACACUAAUCUUAGACUUUGGAAGGCGAAAGCAUCAGAACAGCUGGGAGUUCUUCUUCCAAGGGAAAAGAAAAGGCAUGAAUAUUAUGAAGCUGUCAAGAAUCGCUACAAGCACCUUCCUGAAAUCAAGCGUAUAGUCAGGCACAGGCACUUGCCAAAACCAAUAUACAAGGCAUCUGGCCUCCGGCGUACAAUGAUCGAAGCAGAGCGAAGGAGAGAAGAGAAGAGGAAAGCUCACAGUACCCCAGGAAGCAGAACCUCCAAGCCAUUACGUGAAAGAAAGAUUAUCCGUGUUGAGGAGUGAGUUAUACAAGGAGGUAUGGUUGCCAAUGUGUAUCGAAGGAUGAGUAUGGAAGGUCGAGUUUCGUAAGUUUACAACAUGGUUCAUUCCUUCAGUUAGUGGCUUCCAAAUCAUAGAUUAUCCCGACUUGGCGAAAUGUCAGGUGCCUUUGGCUUUGUAUUUACCUAAGGUUUUGCAGAAAUGUGUGGUGGCUUUGCCAUUGUACUUUAUUAAGUGUCUUGUAACUGUAGAUCACAUUGUAGUUUAUUUAAUAUUAAAGAUGAAACUUCAUCCUGCUGUUGAUGGCAUUUAUAUGA
Molecule: messenger RNA, 1680 nt
Organism: Argentina anserina (silverweed cinquefoil)
Lineage: Eukaryota; Viridiplantae; Streptophyta; Magnoliopsida; Rosales; Rosaceae
Exons: 17
Coding region: 29-1387 (452 amino acids)
Biological process (GO): maturation of SSU-rRNA from tricistronic rRNA transcript (SSU-rRNA, 5.8S rRNA, LSU-rRNA)
Cellular component (GO): small-subunit processome; nucleolus
Molecular function (GO): protein binding
Source: RefSeq, a predicted model, not a curated record